GGGUUUGGCACUUUAUCUCUCUUCUCGUCUUCUCUCCCUCUCCCUCUCCGACCACAUACUUGAUGUUCUCCCGCACUUCCUCUUUGACCGUCCUGAGCAGAAGCUGCCGCUAUCUCCUCCGCCCGAACAAUAAUAUCCAGCGGGCUUCAUUUUCCCUUACCGCGCGCUCCCACGCCGCCAUCAACGCUGCUAUGGCUGACACAUCUGGAAUCACCGCGGACUCGCUGAAGAAUAAGUUGACUGAAUCGCUGCAGGCGCAGCAUGUUGAGGUUGAGGAUUUAUCUGGUGGCUGUGGACAGGCGUUCCAGGCUGUGAUAGUUUCCCCUCAAUUCGAGAGCAAGACUAUGCUUGCGCGACACCGACUUGUCAACUCUGCGCUCAAGGCCGAGAUCGCUGCUAUUCAUGCUUGGACACCCAAGUGCUAUACCCCCGAGCAGUGGCAGGCUCUGCAACAGUAA
Penicillium hordei is the source of this 458-nucleotide messenger RNA. Its product is annotated as BolA family protein. Gene Ontology annotation, biological process: intracellular iron ion homeostasis. The coding region runs from base 63 to 458 and encodes 131 amino acids. Gene Ontology annotation, molecular function: 2 iron, 2 sulfur cluster binding. The record is from RefSeq and is a predicted model, not a curated record. Lineage: Eukaryota; Fungi; Ascomycota; Eurotiomycetes; Eurotiales; Aspergillaceae. Gene Ontology annotation, cellular component: nucleus; cytosol. The transcript is spliced from 2 exons.